AUGGGAGACGACAGCGGGAUACGUGAAGGAGGCGAUGGAGUCGCCUGUGGGCAUAGGAAUUCGGGACCAAAUAUCGAGAGGUUACGGCUGAUGGGCUUUGGCUUCGUCGUGGCCUUCAGUUCCUCCAUCUCCUUUGGCUUUGGUUUCGCCUUCAACAUGGACACGAGCAAGGUAGGUGUAGAGAGCGAGACGGUUGUUGCAGCAAUCUCUACACCCGCUGGUGAAAAUUUCUUGUUAUUAUCCGAUGAGCUAGAGAAAGCCUUGGGCAGUGAAAAAGCACUCUGCCCCGGCUCGCGUUUUUCAGCCUGA
This is a messenger RNA of Suillus subaureus, 309 nucleotides long. RefSeq lists its product as uncharacterized. The coding region runs from base 1 to 309 and encodes 102 amino acids. NCBI's taxonomy places the organism in Eukaryota, Fungi, Basidiomycota, Agaricomycetes, Boletales, Suillaceae. The record is from RefSeq and is a predicted model, not a curated record. The transcript has a single exon.